AUGAAUUUUCCUCUUGAAGAGAGUACAACUGAAAUAAUACCUGCCAUUCUUAACAAUGUGAUUAAGCAGUUACAGUCUGAUGGUAUUGAAUUAAUGCAAAACGAUAUUUUUAUUGUAUUGAUUCAUGUUCUUAUGUUGGAAAAUGGGUUUGUAACAACUAACAAUGUAACUGAUUUUAUAGAACAUGCCAAACAUAUCACCAAGAUUAUUCAGUCACAGAGAAAAACAGGAUUUUACAAAGAAAAAUUUCUAUUAUGUGGUCUAGAUGAUAUGACCGUUGACAUAAUAAUGAGCCCAAUAGGAUCUGCGGUAUUUGUGAAUGCAGCCAUAAAUAAUGAUAAUCAAGAAAUGUAUUCAGUUUGCCUACCAACAAGUCGCUAUGUUGUAGCACCAAAGGCCUCCACAAUUCCAAUGAUAUUCAGAGAUUUAAAACAUUUAUCCACUGCAUAUAAAAAUAAAAUUGUUUCCCCAGUAAAAAGUAGAAUUUUAAGUUACUGUGGAUAUCCUAGUGCUAGUUUGGUUGGCCUUCCGGAUGAUAUAUUCUUUAGUUUAAUUAUGCUUUUGAGUAUUGAAGAUAUCAUAAAUGUAUCCAAAACAUGUAAAAGAUUGAAUGUUAUCUUAGACAAUGAAACCUUGUGGCAUGCACUUUAUAAAAGAGACUUUCAAGUAAUUGUUGAGAAUGAUAGAACGGACUGGAAAAUGAUUUAUAAAGAAACAUAUGUUGCUGAAUUGGAAAAGAAAAACUUACCUCACUUAACUGGAACAAUACAUGAUUUCAUGGAUAUUUCAGAUAUGAUUUCAUAUAUUGAUAACCCUUUGUGGGGUGAUAUAUUAUAA
Molecule: messenger RNA, 837 nt
Organism: Pieris macdunnoughi
Lineage: Eukaryota; Metazoa; Arthropoda; Insecta; Lepidoptera; Pieridae
Source: the annotation of a GenBank genome assembly